Didymodactylos carnosus is the source of this 4446-nucleotide messenger RNA. The record is from the annotation of a GenBank genome assembly. Lineage: Eukaryota; Metazoa; Rotifera; Eurotatoria; Philodinida; Philodinidae.
AUGGCAAUGAACUGUAGAUAUUUCAAAAGUUUAUGGAAUUGGUUAGAUUUAAUUAUGAUAUUUACUGGUAUACUUGAUCUUGUAACAAAUGAGCUUAGUAGUGGAAAUGAUGAUUACCAAUUGCAAGGAUCAUCGAUAAGUACAAAAACAACAUCAGGACUAAGAGGAAAAGCAGUAAAAGAAAAUUUAGAAAAAAUAAACAGAUUUCUGAGAGUACUCAGAGUUCUGAAAGUUUUAAGAAGUUUUCGUGCACUAAGAGUUCUUAGAACAAUUAGAUUUAUCAAAGCUAUUCAUACAAUUGUCAAAACAUGCUCAAAAGCUGUACCAGCUAUGGCUUCUAUAGCGUUUAUCAUGAUUAUACUGACGUAUAUUGCAGCUUUAAUUGCUAGAAAUAUUUUUAGUGGUCCAUGUCCAGAAAAAUUCGGAAAUCUUGUGAAAACAUUUUUCUCGUUAUUCACAUUGCUGACACUCGAUGACUGGUAUAGUAUUUAUCAAACAUGCCAAGAACGUGAUUUAGCAUCAUUACAAUUGAUAUUUUGUCUUACAUAUAUUUUUUUUAUUAAUUUUGUUUUAUUAAAUUUAUUGAUGGCUGUGUUAGUAGAUAGUUUUCAACAGACAUUAGAAGAUACGGAUCAAAAAAAUGAAAGUAUGCAUCCUACAUUGACGAAUUUAUCAAAGAUCGCAGCAGAACAUCGUAACGGAGAACAUGAAGAUCGACUUAAAGAUAGUUGCUGUUCAAAUAUUGAUAAAAAAACCAUUAAUGAUAUGUAUAAAACAGAAGACUAUAAAUUUGAAGAUAUUUUAAGUGAGGGUGGCAAUGAAACGCAAGAUGUUUCUAUGCCAAAUGAUAGGAAUGUUGAUGAAAGAGAAAAUAAUUCAGGAAAUUUAACUACAAAUAUAGACUAUAGAAGACAAUUAAGUUUAUGGAAGAUACAAAACAUAAUGCAGAGAUAUUAUAUGUUACUCGAAAGUCUUGAAUUUAGAAUGGAACGUCAUGAACGGCUAGCAAAGACGGAAAAAGCAAUACGAACCAUACUGGAUCAUGCUCAAAACAGCGCCUUACGUCAUUUGGAACUUUUGAAAUCAUUCAGUAAUUUAUACAUAAAAAGUAGUCAAGAUGUGUUUCAUGAUGAAUUUCUUCGUUGUAUUGCCAUUGCACUUGUUAAUCCGCCAACAUCAAAAUGUACAAUAAACGUACUCAAUUUCAUAUCAUCAUUUUUAACGCUAGAAAUUCAAGGCAUGGAUGAAACAUCAUCAAGUGUUACAGGCGAUUUGUUUAAUCCAAUUUUACCACGUGUUAUCGAAUUUUUUGCCGAACAAAAAAAUAAUUUGCUUGAAAAUGUACGAGGCAACAUUUGUGUUCUUAUUUAUCAAACGUUAGAAAAAAUGGUCGAAGAUGCUGAAUUAGAUGAAAAGCUAUUCGAAUUAUUAGUAAAUGUUUGUCUUGAAUUAAUGAAUGAUAAAAAUGUUCGUGUUCGUUUACAAGCAGCUAAAUCAGCGGGAAGACUGCAGAACACAAGAGAUAUUGACGAUUUGAUAACAAAACGUCUCAUAUGGCUUAUGGAUCAUGAUAGUAGUGCAGCUGUUCGUAAAGAAGCAUUAGUCACAAUAGCUAUAACACGCACAAAUCUUCCACCUAUCAUGCGUCGUUUAACAGAUGUUGAUAAAAAUGUUCGUCUCGCUGCAUUCAGUGUAUUUUCAACAAAAAUUCAAUCAAUGAAAGUAUUAAAUUUAAAAGAUCGCUGUAAAAUAUUAGAAUUGGGUAUAGAUGAUGUUGAAGCUGAUGUUGUUCACGGAUUUGUGCAUGUUGUUGUUAAAACAUGGAUUGGUACAUUGGAAAAUAAAACAAUAUUAGGUCUAUUAAAAAUGAUUGAUGUCACGGCGCUAAGUGAACAGACGGGAAAAAUGUUAAAAAUGUUAUUCAAAGAAAAUUUAGAUAAAUAUCACGAAAGUUUUUGUCAGGAAUUAUUGAAUGAAAAAAAAUUGAUACCAAUCGACAAACUGGAUUGUGAAACUGCGUUCUAUUGGCAACAUUUGGCCAUGUUCUUAACGGAAGAAGUUAAACAGAAUCAAGACAAUGAUGAUAUUACUGAUAAAUUAGAUUCAAUAUUACCAGAGCUAAUUGAUUUAGUUGAUAUUAUUUAUGAAUUUAUUGCAUCUUACCAUAACGAUUCAUCGACAUAUGCUGUAGCAAAUGAAAUUAACUUUACAAUUAAUUGUCUAUUGAAUAUCAUGAUGUUGUGUAAAUUUGAAGAUCUUGUUGGAAGACAUGCAAUCGAAGGUUUAUGUCGAGAUUUAUUUUUUAUGGAAGAGAUUGCACCAUCUACAUAUAAAAAUGUAAUGAAAGUAUUUAAACUAGUUGAACCAAAAUUUCAGCAUCGUCUGCGUAAAACAAAUGAAAUGAUAGCUGAUAUUCAACAACGUUAUCAUAGACAGACAGAUGAUGUUCUACGUGAUAGAAAAAGUGUUCAAGAAUAUACCACACUUCAAGCACAUGCAUCCGCACUUCAUGAAUCAAUACAACGUGCCAAUGAUGAAAUAACGACAGAUAUUUGUGAAAUUGUUCGUUUACGUAAUGAUUUAAAUGAUGUUCGUAAUCGAAUUGAAUCAUUUGAUCGACAACAAAAUGAAAGUGGAGCAUCACAAAAUACAACAUCAAAUAUAAAUUUAUCAAAUGAUCGAUCAACUAACGAUUAUAAAAAUCAAGCAUUAAUGAAAUGUUUAACAAUUUUAAGUGAAUUUUUGGGCACAACAAUGCCCAAUAAAACAUUACCAACAGCAUUCAUUGAGUCAUCACGUGAUCUGGUGUUAUCAAGUAUAAUGACUUCACACGAUAUUACUGUUCGUCGAUGUGCUGUACGUGCACUUGGUUUAUUAUAUGCAUAUGAGAAAACUUUAAUUACAGGAAGCAUUCAGUUAUUACUUCAGGUAAUUGUAAAUGAUGCAUCUCAGGUUGCUAUCGAAGCACUACAUUCGUUAGGUAAUACAUUUAUUAUACAUAACGGAGUUGAAAUGAAAAAGAAUACAACUGAUGAAAAAUUUGCAAAAUUAAUUGAAGAAGGUUUUUGUACUAUUGGUGAUAUGAUUAAUAGUCGACUAUUACAAGUUCGUUUAACAGCAAUAGUAUUUAUGAUUAAAUUAUUUUUUAUUGGUCAAAUCAAUGAAAGUCAAUAUUUUGCUCAAUUAAUCGUUGCUUGGUACGAUCAAACUACAGAUGCAAAAACUGGCGGCAUGUUGACAACAUUCUUUCCAGCUUAUGCAGAUAAAUUUUGGCAAAGUGAUUCAUAUUUAUUUAAUGCACUUCAACCAUCAAUUGAUGGAUUAUUAAAUAAUGAAAGUACAAAAAACGAACCAAGUUAUAUUAAAGAUGUUAUUAAGUUAUUUUUACAAUUACAUCAAAUACGUGAAUGUUCCGUUAUAAAAAAUCUACGUGGAAUGCCACCCACCACACAGCCACAAUCCAUUCAUGUGAACGAGAACAAUGAAAAUAUUGAUGGAUCAGCUAAAACUGACCUUGAUAUAACGAUACAACAUCAUUUGAAUAAUACUGCAUCAGCACCGCCAGAUAUGCUUCUAAUUGAGAAACAAAAACAUGAUGCACGUUUAAAAUAUCAUUUUCAUGUGGCAAAAGUUAUUUUGGAAUGUUUAAAAACAGCUACAAAUGAUGAUUUAAUCAAAUCACUUGUAUUAGCAUUUGCUCAUAUAGAUAUAUCAACAAGUGAUUGUGUAGUGUUGAUAAAUCUAAGAAAAAAAUCGAGAAAAGUCAAUCAGGAUUUAAUUAUAAAUAAACGAAAAUCGAAUUUGAACGCUUUUAUUAAAAAGCUGAACAAUCGUAUCGAAUUUUUGCAAGGUGCAAAACAAGAUAAUGAUUCAACGUUAAAUGCAUCAUUAAAUGAGACGGUUGCUAAUUCAGCAGUACCUGCACUCUCAUCACCAAUAAUUGAUACGGUUUUUCGUGGUAUUGCCAAAAAGAAACGAUCAUCUUUUCCCGACAGUAUGAAAGAUUCUAUUUUAACAAAUACAACAAGACAAACCGAUAAUGAAGAUGAUCAAAUUGAAGAGAACGAUGAAAAUGAAAAUUUUGCAACACCAUUGGCCUCACCCCAAUCGGCAAGUUCGUCAUCAGAAGAAGAUGAUCAGGUGACUGCUGAUGGUAGUACGACUAAUAUUCGUUCAAAUAAACGUGCCCAUGCUACAUCGACCGAUUCAGUUCGAUCACUCGAUUUGCCAAAUGAUCGUCAAAUGACAUUAAGAUCAAGUGCAAGAAAACAAAAUACAUUUCUACCACCACCAUUAUCAAGUGUACCAUCAUUCAAACAACAACGAAAACGCCAUCGUUGUACGGAUGAUUCCACAGUGUGUACACCAGCAUCUGUUCGAAGUACAAGACAAAAUUCGUUUGCACGUCAAGGUUCAUUUACUGCACCAAAAACAAAUUCGAAUUGA